Portunus trituberculatus (swimming crab) is the source of this 4691-nucleotide messenger RNA. RefSeq names its product voltage-dependent calcium channel subunit alpha-2/delta-2-like. The record is from RefSeq and is a predicted model, not a curated record. The transcript has 24 exons. Gene Ontology annotation, cellular component: voltage-gated calcium channel complex. NCBI's taxonomy places the organism in Eukaryota, Metazoa, Arthropoda, Malacostraca, Decapoda, Portunidae. Gene Ontology annotation, molecular function: voltage-gated calcium channel activity. Bases 97 to 3306 code for a protein of 1069 amino acids.
AGAGACACCUGGGGGCUGAGAUAGGAACUUAAUAGCGUCGUCUGCUAAUGUUUACUGGCAGCGGGUGAGAGGGGUGGCAGUGACAGUUGAGCGGCGAUGGCGGGGGGACGAGCAGCCAUCAGCACCUCCGCCAUUUUUCUAUUUAUCUCGUGUCUCGUCGCUCCAUCAGCCAGUCUCGAUGCAAAGGCCUUCAGCAGCCUGGCCAACAAGACGACGGAGUGGCUGGAGGCUCUGCACGGCCGCACCACCCACGCCAACCUCCUCGACACGAACAUGAAUGAUGACGCCAUCGUGAGCGUCAAACCAGUGUACCUGCCUACGAUGGUGGAGGAGAUGGCUAAAAAGAUUCAAGACCAUUUUGCCUCUAAACGAAAUGCAUUACAGGAGAUCGUAGACAUACUGGAGGACGCCACAACUCUCUACAUCUGGAACGACGACCUUCGCCUCAACACGUCCCGCCCGCUGCUCAUGAAGGACCUCAGGGACCUCGACCCGAGUAACGCCAGCCAGUUGGAUGAGCGGUUGGGCGUGGCUGUGCGGCAUAAUGUGUCUGGUAUUCACGUGCCGCUUGAAGUCUACGAAGGAUGGUUAUGGCCCAACAUCAGGGAACAUAGGGAGCAGGAUCCUGAAAUUUUGAAUGGUCUUCAGUGGUCAGCUGUUGUUGAUCAGGUGUUUCAAAAAAACUAUGAAAAAGACCCAACCCUCAUGUGGCAGUACUUUGCUGCACAAACCGGCUUCAUGCGUGUCUAUCCUGCCACCAGCUGGUACGUUCCCCCAUCACUUGUGGACCUAGACCUGUACGACGCUCGGCUGCGACCGUGGUACAUCCAGGGCUCCGUGUCUCCCAAGGACAUGAUCAUUUUGAUGGACCGGAGUGGCAGUGUGCACGGCCAAACCUUCACCAUCAUGAAGUGGGCAGUGAAGACCUUAAUUGACACACUUGGAGAAAAUGAUUUUGUUAAUGUUGCUGCUUUCAACAGCACUACAGAAUGGGUGAAUAACUGCACAGUGUGUGAGGUCAACAAGACAAGUGAGAACAGGGAUUGCAGUCAGCCGCUGGUUCAGGCCACUGCCAACAACAAGAAGAUUCUGUUCCGCGCCAUUAACGAGCUGGAGGAUGGCGGCAUGGCCAGCUACUCAAAUGCUCUCACUUUUGCAUAUGAAGCAUUCAUACAAUUUGAGGCGACUCGGAAGGAAGGGGAAGGUGCCGGCUGCCUCAAGACCAUCAUGCUGUUCAGUGAUGGGGGGACGGAGUGGCCGGAGGAGGUCUUCAAAAAUUACAGUGCUAAUAAUUACACCAAGUCAGUGCGUAUCUUUACCUACGCUGUGGGCCCACACCCCAUCCCCACCGCCGUGCUGAAGCAGAUGGCCUGCACCACGGGAGGGAUGUACUCCGUCAUCACCACAAGGAGUAGUAUUAGAACUAAAAUUCAGGAGUCGUAUUCAAGCAUACUCUCCCCUGCUCAACCCCAGAAUGGAUUUCAUACAGAUCAGUACACUACAACGUAUACAAGUGCCGUGACAGAGGAGCUGACAGUGUCAAUCUCCCAGCCGGUGUACAACAACUCUGACUACACAAACACAUCAUCCCUAGUGGGUGUGGCCGGCAUUGAUGUGCCCAUAAAGACACUCAAGAAUUUGUCUCCCUUUGAAGACAUUGGACCAAAUGGCUAUGCUUUCAUCAUCAACAACAAUGGCUUCCUGAUUCUUCACCCAGGUCUCCAGAAACAACUGUCCUACCUAUCUGCUCCACCACACAUUGACCUUUUGGAUGUGGAGGAGGACACCGAGAUCAUGACUCUGAUCCGGGAUGACAUGAUCACAGGGAAGUCAGAAACAGUGCAGAUCCCGGGUAAGAUAAGGAUUGAUGACCACCACCACAUCCAACACAAUGAAAUCCAGUUUUCUUAUACGCCCAUACCAAAUACUCCAUACAGCCUUGGCCUGGUAAAUCUCAAAAAUUCUGACCACAUGAUUGUCCAGAAGCCUGAAACACUGAAGAAAAUAACACUCAAUAUUUCCCUAACACUUGUUGCUCCGUGGGAAUACUGCAAGAAUCAGGUGCCAGGAACAGACAUAGACCAGUUGAUGAAGCUCCAGGCCAGUAUGAAGGAUAAAAAGAAAAAAUGUAAUGACAAUCUCAUCCAGGGCUUGCUUUGGUCCCAGGGGUGGACAAGACAGCUGCUACAGAAGUGGCAGCUGGAUCACUCCCAAGACUUCUUUAGCAGAUCUAUCUUCACCAGAUUUGGCCUUUCCAGAUUUUUCCCUAAUAGUGUCAAGCCGGAUGUUGCCCGUUGGCGUGACCCGUGGCACAACCCUGCCCUGAGGAGAGGUGAGGUUAACAAGGGUGUGUCAGUAAUGCCACACCCUAAAGGGGCCUACAUCUCAGCACCUGUCACUGUUAAGAAAGACAAGUCACAAGUUUUGGCUGGAGUUGUUGGAGUAAACUUUACAGCCAACGCCUUGCGACACCACUUCCUGGAGCACAUCAAGGACUCAGAGUGGCUCAAUCAGGAGGACUACCUGCUGCUGCUGCUGGACGACGGUGGCCUCAUUGUGACGGCCAACAGGAGGGAGUUUUUUGGAGUAAUGCUGCAAGGAAGAUUCAUUGGGGAUCUCUCCAUACCAAUCUUGAAUAACCUCAAGGACUCGGGUGUCUACAAAAUGGACAUAGUGGUGGACAGGCAGGCUCUCUGUGAGCAGAAGAAGCUUAUUGAGUCAAGUGCAGGACUGAGAAGCCAUCACGUCCCAAACAUUUUCACACUUAUUGUCAAUUUUCUGAUGGAAGUUUUCUCCUGGACUGAAUAUUUGAGAUACAUUAUAUACAGCGGCAUCCUUGCCGUGUUAGCGCCAAGUGUGGACGCCUGGACGGAGUGGGGCAUCACACAGAUUGGUGGCCUGGAGGACUGCACCAAGGAGAGGGCUGUGUACUACUUUGGAGACAUGCAUUCCCUCUCCAGCAGCAUGAAAUGUACCAACACAUCAGACAAAAUUCCAUUCUGGGCUCAUCGACUACCUAACACCAAUGCAUUACUGGUUGCCAUUGAGAUGAGUCCAAACUCCCCUGAGUGUGGCGUGUUCUCAGACCUACCCAGCAUCCAUGCACAACGAGUCGAGGAGGUGGAAUCAUGUGCCUACCAAGCCAGGUUCCGGAAGCGACUAGCAAGCCAGGCAGCGUGUAAUGCAACGGUGGGUGAUGGCGGAUGUAAUCGAUCUCCCCAGCAGUUAGAAAUCUCAGUGGUUUUGUUACUGCUAAUGUUGGCGUUCAGCACAGGAAUUGUCAGCAGUAUUUAUCAUAAUAACUGAACAUAGUCAGCCAGGAAUCUAUGAAACGUGGUAUAAUUUGGCCAGUACAUAAUUCUGUAGAGUGCAAUUAGUAGUAGAUUAUCAAUAAAGAUCCUUUUUAACAAGGCAUUAGACCCAGAUUUUCCCCCAACACAAUGUAAAUACACUUUUAUGUUCCUCAGUUUGAUUUCUUUUGUAAAUUGUUGAAUAUUUCCCUUCAUAAGUUUGGCCUUGAGUUAGAUACAUAUUUCAUUUUCAUAGAAUUGUGCAUAAGUAAGGUUUGUUGUUCCAUGUAUUCUCUAGGGUGCCUUAAACCCUUCUCUGUUACCAUGAUGCAUACUAUGAAGUAAGUUGGGUUUAAGACCUGUUGCUUAUCAUGAUUGACAAAAAUGUUGCAUUCAUUAACUCCAAAACUCCAACUUAAAACCACAUACUGUAAUGAAACAGUGGAGGAGGGAAUGUGAGUGUUGGAGAUUGUGUAGAGGGAGGAAAGUUAAGUGAAGUUCAAACAGUCAAACUUCACCAAGAAAAGUUGUAAGAGCUCUCAGGGACCAGAACACAAGGCUUGGCACAGCAGUGGAAGAACACAAAAUUGCCAUUCUGCCUGAAACAUUUAUAACAAUGAGAGUAUGAUUUGACUGCUGCUUUGCCAAGAAAUUGCACUUUACAUUGGUGUGUAUUUGAGACUUAUCACAUUUUUGUUUGUGUGUGAAAGUGAAUAUCAAUACCUGUGAUGUUACUGAGAUAGAUCAGACUCAUUAGCAUGUAAUAUUAUGUAAUGCUGAAGUCUUUUAAGAAAACUUGUUCCGCAUCGUUUGUUCGAUAGAAAAGUUAUAUGAAAAAAGUCUAUUUUAUUGACAUUACUGGAUCAUCAGUGUGUGAAGAAAUGCUGAGCUUGGCAAGGGAGGGAAGAGAGGUGUGUAAAUAUGUAUGUAAUAAUUUCAAGACUUUAACAGGUUGUACGGACAGUGAAUUAAGUACCUUCCUCCUAUUGCAUGACUGCCAGUGAGCCGGUGACACUGCCAGAAUCUUCCGAGUGACAGUGAGAGCAGUGAGGCUUUAUAAGUCAUGGUCAGGUGUGGGUGUCAGUGGUAAGGAGGGUGCUUAAUGUAUUGUCUGUCCAAUCAUCAGUUCAAUUAGGAGGUAGUAGUCAUAGUAGAAUCUUAAUAGUAUAUUUUCCUAAUUAGUAAUUGUAUGAGGUGGUCCUAUAGUGCAUUGUUUUAGUGACUUGCUUUGAAAACUUUCUAUGUAGCUGUUUCUUGUUUGCUUUCCUCCAUUGUGUUGUGUUUGAUGACCAAUAUUGUUACUACCACAAUAAUGAUAUUUUAGUAAACAGACUAUACAGAAAGAAAAAAAUCUUGGUGGAAAAUUAAGAUUUUAUUAUAAAUAUACUAUAUACGACAGUC